Molecule: messenger RNA, 1661 nt
Organism: Bufo gargarizans (Asiatic toad)
Lineage: Eukaryota; Metazoa; Chordata; Amphibia; Anura; Bufonidae
Product: amine oxidase [flavin-containing] B-like
Exons: 17
Coding region: 1-1557 (518 amino acids)
Molecular function (GO): oxidoreductase activity
Source: RefSeq, a predicted model, not a curated record
AUGGAGUUCUCAAGAGUAGCUGCUAUACAUUUAAAAUGUCUUACUGCUGCUAAGCUACUUGUGGACUCCGGACUGAGUGUUGUGGUGCUUGAGGCAAGAGACAGAGUUGGAGGCAGAAUACAUACUAUAAGAAACAAAGAAGUUCAGUAUGUGGAUGUUGGUGGGGCCUAUGUGGGACCGACUCAAAAUCGCAUUCUACGCGUAGCAAAAGAGCUAGGUUUAAAGACCUACAAAGUGAAUGUGUCACAACGAGUUAUCCAUCAUGUUAGGGUAAAAGGCUACAGGAAAAAGGGGAGACCUCUCAAAUUCCCAUUGGUGCUGGCAAAUCACCUGCACAGGGUAUGGAGGACAUGUCAUGAAAUGGGUAGAGAUAUUCCAGUUGACUCUCCUUGGGAAGCACCACAUGCUGAAGAGUGGGACAAAAUGACAAUGAAGGAGUUUAUAGACAAAGUUUGUUGGACAAAGGCAGCUAAACAAAUUGCUGAGCUUUUUGUAAAUGUGAAUGUCACUUCUGAAACACAAAAUGUUUCUGUCCUAUGGUACCUCUGGUGUACAAAACUCAGUGGCGGAACACAACGAAUGUUUUCAGUGGAAAAUGGAGCACAGGAGAGAAAGUUUGUUGGAGGUGCUGGUCAGGUUAGUGAGAAGUUAAUGGAGCUUCUUAAGGAUCGUGUUAAAUUAGAGAGACCAGUGGUGAGGCUUGAUCAGACUGGUGAAAAUGUCAUUGUGGAGACCUUAAACCAUGAAGUCUAUCAGGCCAAGUAUGUUAUAAGUGCUAUACCACCAAUUUUAACUACAAAGAUUCAUUUUAAUCCUGAGCUGCCACCUAUUAGAAAUCAGUUAAUUCAGAGGCUUCCAAUGGGAUCUGUAAUAAAGACCAUGAUGUAUUACAAGGAAGCAUUUUGGAGAAAACUUGAUUACAGUGGAGCUAUAUUUAUUGAUGAUGAAGACACUCCAGUUGAGAUUACCUUAGAUGAUACAAAGCCUGAUGGUUCAUGCCCAGCUAUAAUGGGUUUUUUGUUGACUGGAGCAGCAUCUAAAUUGACACAUCUUACUAAGGAGGAGAGAAAGAGAAGAAUAAGUGAGUAUUAUGCCAAAGCAAUGGGAACUGACAAAGCUUUACAUACUGUACAUUAUGAGGAAAAGAAUUGGAGUGAGGAACAGUAUUCUGGGGGCUGUCACGCUGCCUACUUCCCACCAGGAAUCAUGACACAGUAUGGAAGUGUCAUUCGGCAGCCCUUUGGGAAGCUUUACUUUGCUGGAACAGAAACCGCUACUCAGUGGAGUGGAUACAUGGAUGGAGCAGUCCAGGCUGGGGAGAGAGCCGCCAGAGAGAUAAUGUGCAAAAUGGGACUCAUUCCGGAGAAUGAAAUAUGGUUGCCUGAACCUGAGAGUGCGGAUGUUCCUGCACUACCAUUUACUAGAUUGUUCUUGGAAAGAAAUUUGCCAUCAGCUCAAGGAUUUGUUAGGUUCAUUGGCUACUCUACAUUCAUUGCUUCUGCAACUGCUCUUGGGUUCUUUGCAUACAAGAAAGGCUUCAUUGCUCAUGUUAAAUAAGUUCACAAUACUGGUCUCAUUUUCAUGGUGACAAUCAGCCAAUUCUGUUAUGUUAUUUGGUAUACACAGCGUAUAAGCCACAUGCCACGUUAACCUUAUCUCUU